AUGUCCAAUCCUUCUGCAGCUUCCUUAUAUGCUUCAACAUUAUCCCCUCCCAGCUCUAGGCCAAUGUCACCGGCUAUACAAGGCUCUUCGGUUACAAUUUCAGAACCAGUAUUCGAUGCUUAUCCCGGGCGCGGCAUAUCGGACUCAGUCUUCGACAAGCCAGGAGAACCAGUGCAUGAAAUUAUUCAAGCUUUCGUCCCAAACGUAUCGGUGUACGCCUCUGAUGAUACAGAAAUUCUGAUCAAGGAGAAAGGCUUUCGCAAUGGUCUCUGGGAGUUGUUACGGCCUUUUGGCGAGAACAUUCAAGGCAACGUCACAGUACGGGAUAGUCAUGGAAUGAGCCGUGUAUUUGAGGACUUUGCUAUCCGAUUCACAAAAUUGGGUGAGAAUAUUCAGAAUCUAGGUUCAACUGUCUCAAACUCUCAGCGGACAUUGGUCAAUACCAAUCAAAAAAGUGCCCCAGAAAACACGGAGAGAGACAAGGUUGCCCUUGCUCAGAUCGAGAGCGUCGUUGAUCGGCAUUUAUCCUUUGCUGAAGGUUCGAUUCCUAGGCCGCCCUCACCAGCACUGGACACUUUACGGCAAGGUCUAGAUCGUGAUUCUGCAUCACCAUACUAUUCCCUAUAUUUGAGGCGCUUAUUGUCCGGCACGCCGAUUACACCACACGAAACUUUCGCGCAUCCUGUGGCUUGUGUCAUAGCUAUUAGCUCUCGAAAUGGCGCACCUAUUGAAGAAUUGAGGAAACUGUACUCUGAGAGUAAUGAGGGUAACAGAAAGCUGCCUCUUUGGGCGGACAACGACUAUCUUAGAUAUUAUGUCCUUGUUCACGAUGAAGAAAAUGAUGACAUCACCCGGUCAAUGGGCUUCUUUGAGCAGAUGAAGCGCCACCUAGGUCUGCAUUGUCACCUUCUCCGAUUGCGAUGCAGUAAAAGCGCGGAAACAGACGACGACAGCAUGCCACUGCCAUGCAGUGAUUGGAUGCCCGCUGCCGAGGAGCUGGCUAGGAUUCACAGGAGUGAGGAUGGGGAGGAUUUUGAAGACCCCACGCAGUAUAUCUUUGAAUCUGACGCAACGGCAAUACGAACAUUUGUUCGAGAAAUGGUUACACAAUCAGUUAUUCCCACAAUGGAGCGGCGUAUCUCAGUAUGGAAUGACCAGGUUGCAUCACGCCGAAGAGGCAUCACAGGUCGUUUCAUGAAUUUAUCUCGGAAAUGGACAGGAUUUGGAAGCACCUCCAGAUCUUCCUCAAGUGGGAGCCACUCAAGAGAUAACUUUGAUCAUUUGGGGUAUUACCGCGCUGAUUCGGCCGAGGCUAUCAUUCGAAAGCUUGCUGAUUUCGCUUUCAUGCUGCGGGACUGGAAGUUGGCUCAUUCAACAUAUGAAUUAUUGCGUUCGGAUUUUGGUGAGGCAAAGGCUUGGAAAUAUCAUGCAGCUGCGAACGAAAUGGCGGCACUCAGCUUAUUGAUGACAACGCAAAUCUCGGCCUCGAAGACACGCGCAGACUCCGUUGAUCAAAUGCUCGAGUCGGCAUUUUACUCAUAUAACACCAGAUGCAGUGCUCCAUUUGGUGCCAUUCGGUGUCUGCUCCUUGGCUUGGAGUUGUUGAGGGCAAAGGGGGGUGCGUAUGUCGAUGAUGCCAGCAGAUGGGGUCUUCGGUUGCUUGAAGCCAGGAUUUUAGGGCCAGUCGGUGAUGCUUUACUUAAAGAGCGUCUCUGUAUUUGCUACUUAUCUAAACUCGGCGUUGGUAGCUGGGGCUGGGGCAGUCGAUAUCGGAAAGCCGCCAUAUGGAGUAUACUGGCUGCACAAUCCUGGAAUCAACAGGGCAAGUAUCUCCCAGCCCAAAGAUGUCUGAGUGAGUGUCACAACAUCUAUGGAUUCCUACCCCACAGCAAAGGCAUAGCACAGUUUCGAACCGCAGAAGAAUACAUGCACUCUCUAAGACUUGAGGUUCUAGAGAAACUUAAUUUGUCUGAUGCUGCUAGGUCGGAUCCGGGAAGAGAGGGCACUCCAGUCAUCGAUGUUGAAAGUCAAACAUUCACGAAUUUGCCUUCCAAAAGGGCAAGCACGAUUUCGAGAACUGGCAUGUUGGAAACAGCUCCACUUCGAGGAGAGAUCACGGCCGACUAG
Metarhizium brunneum ARSEF 3297 is the source of this 2127-nucleotide messenger RNA. It is a transcript of the gene trs85-2, whose product is annotated as Transport protein particle subunit trs85-2. The record is from RefSeq and is a predicted model, not a curated record. Gene Ontology annotation, cellular component: TRAPPIII protein complex. Lineage: Eukaryota; Fungi; Ascomycota; Sordariomycetes; Hypocreales; Clavicipitaceae.